This is a messenger RNA of Plectropomus leopardus (leopard coralgrouper), 1509 nucleotides long. RefSeq names its product nuclear factor of kappa light polypeptide gene enhancer in B-cells inhibitor-like 1 (gene nfkbil1). The record is from RefSeq and is a predicted model, not a curated record. NCBI's taxonomy places the organism in Eukaryota, Metazoa, Chordata, Actinopteri, Perciformes, Serranidae. Gene Ontology annotation, biological process: negative regulation of canonical NF-kappaB signal transduction. Gene Ontology annotation, molecular function: protein binding.
UGUCUCAGUCUGCUCUGUCUCAGUCUGUCUUUCGUACGCAUGGUGUCUCGCAAACAGACGCGGGUGUGGAAGUACGUGGAGGAGGGCAGCGUGCUGAAGCUGAAGUCGUUUCUGCGGAAGCACCGGGACCUGGAUGUGAACUUCUCCCAGGGCCGGAGGCAGAGGAGCCCGCUGCAGCUGGCCUGCUCCCUGCGAGACGACGCUGCGCUGCGGCUGCUGCUCAAACACGGAGCCGAUGUCCUCCAGAGGGACCGUAAAGGAGACACGGCCUUACACAUAGCGGCUAACAGGGCUCUGAAACACGGGAAGACAGCAUAUGAUGACCUGGUCGUGCCUCUGAAAAAGAGCUGUCCUGAAGCUUUGACUGUUUCUAACAGAGCUGGAGUCACACCUCAAGACCUGCUGAACUGGACCAAACACACACACACUGCAGAGAACAUGAGCCGUCCAUCUGAAAGAGACGCUGAGAAGGAGUGGAUGAACAAGCUGUUUGAUGAAUGCGAGGAUGAAUUCUUUGAAACCUUUGGAGUUUAUGAUGCUGAUGAUUUUCUUCCUGUCGACGAUGACGAGGAAGACUUCGGGGACUGGGCUGACCGUAUUAGAAAAGAAUAUUUCGAUAAGAAGCAUGCUGAAGCGCAGAGACUGGCAGCAUCGUCUUCUGGGUGGAGAAAAAAGAAGAGUAAACAGGAGAGAGAGCAGGAAGAGAAAAGCAACAAAGAGCUGCAUGAAAAGCUGCAGAGGGAACAUGAAGAGUAUCUGGCCCGAGCAGCACGUAAAGAGGAGGAGACUCGGCGAGGUAAGAAGCGCAGGUACGAAGAGCGUUGUGCAGCUACGUUUGAUGGUGCCUCUUCUUCCGGCAGCGCAAAGCUGAGCUACAGCGACAUCCCUUGGCCAGCUCCACGAGGUACAGUGCAGGAGAUGCUGGACGUGAUGCUGCACGGCGUGGACAGGAAAGACGUGCCGGUGUUUCGAAAAAUGCUGCGGAAGCAGCAAGCACUGUGGCAUCCUGAUAAAUUUGCUCAGCGAUGUGAAGCUCGCUUAGAGGAGAAGGACAAACAGCGGAUCCUGGAUACGGUGACAGCUCUGUCGCAGGAGCUCAACAGAUUAGCUCAGAGUCUGAGGACUUGAAACCUUCCUGGAAAACUCUGGAAACACACUGAACUCGACACAAAAGUAGUUCCUUUAAUGUAAAAGAGCCAAAAACUCAGUUUACUUGUGCUGCAUUCAGACGCCUUUCACAAGCUAUUCAACCCUUUGAGACCUGAGAAAAUUUGGUUUAAUUUCUUUCAAAAAACACUGGGAAAAAAGCAAUGACCUACUUGGCAAAAAUUGUCCACAACUUCAAGAAUUUGGUGGAAAGUGACAAGAAAAUAACCCAAAAAUGUGUUUUAAAAAUGAGGGGAGGGUUAUUCAGACUUUGUCAAUGUCUAGAAAACAACUAGAAUUAUAAUAAGUUUAUAUUUAAUAUCGCUUUAUAUAAAACAAAUGCAUAUGUAUUUUAAAAUUUUC